AGCAUGCCGUGGUGGUGAGCGGGCUUCUCUGGGGGAGUCCAGCACGUUCCCAGCGCCGGCUGGUUUGGGGGUGUCUCCUCCCGUGGCGCCAUGGCGGCGCUGGCUAGUAGCCUGAUCCGGCAGAAACGGGAGGUCCGCGAGCCCGGGGGCAGCCGGCCGGUGUCGGCGCAGCGGCGCGUGUGUCCCCGCGGCACCAAGUCCCUUUGCCAGAAACAGCUCCUCAUCCUGCUGUCCAAGGUGCGACUGUGCGGGGGGCGUCCCGGACGGCCAGACCGCGGCCCGGAGCCUCAGCUCAAAGGCAUCGUCACCAAACUGUUCUGCCGCCAGGGUUUCUACCUCCAGGCAAAUCCCGACGGGAGCAUCCAGGGCACCCCAGAGGACACCAGCUCUUUCACCCACUUCAAUCUGAUCCCUGUGGGGCUCCGUGUGGUCACCAUCCAGAGUGCCAAGCUGGGUCACUACAUGGCCAUGAAUGCGGAGGGGCUGCUCUACAGCUCGCAACAUUUCACAGCUGAGUGUCGCUUUAAGGAGUGUGUCUUUGAGAAUUACUAUGUCCUGUACGCCUCUGCUCUCUACCGUCAGCGCCGUUCUGGCCGGGCCUGGUACCUAGGCUUGGACAAGGAGGGCCGCGUCAUGAAGGGAAAUCGAGUCAAGAAGACCAAGGCAGCUGCUCACUUUGUGCCCAAGCUCCUAGAGGUGGCCAUGUACCGGGAGCCUUCUCUCCACAGUGUCCCUGAGACCUCCCCUUCAAGUCCCCCUGCCCCCUGAAAUGUAGACCUUGGACUGGAGGCGCCUGCACUUGCACUGAUCCGACCACCGCCACAGCCUGUCUCCCAGCCCUGCUCCUGGCCCUGCUCUCUCCCCAGCUGCCAUACUCAUGCCCUGAGCAGCCAGGUCCCGCCCGGUGCUCUACCUUGAGGGAGCCUAGGGGCUGCUGAAAUCCUUAGAUUCUUGGGCCCAGGAGUGGGCCAGAGAGGUGGAUGUUUGAAAAUGGUCCUGGCUGAUCACUUCUUUUCUUCCACACUUACACACCCCCAAAGCCUUUUCGCGAGAUGGCACUGGGGGUUUCCAAACUGACAGAACCAGGACACAAAUACUCCCCACCCCAGGCUCAGCCAGUUCCUGGAGCCCUUUUCAUUGCCACUGAGCCAUAGAUUUAUACGUCUCCUGGAGCUCAGGAUUAGUUUUCUUUCCCUACUCUACCUUCUGCCUUGUUCUGGAUAGGUUCUGGAACACCAUGCACCCCAGCCAGGGCCAUUUAUGUACUAAGGCUCCUGCUGGAAUGUGGGCUUGCUGCCAGGUUCUGUUCUGGACCCAUCAGGCUUCCCUGACCCAGAUAGACCCCUGGUUUCCAAGUAGAGAGAGGCUGGAUUUGAGCCCUGUCCAGCUCUUGGCUUUGGACUGAAUUGGGGCCAGUCUCAGAUCACCACAGGUUUAACUUUUUUUAUCCCAGAGACACCCAAUUUCUAGAGCAUGGUGUUCUUAACACAUAUGGAGCCAUACUUCCUUCUGAAUCUCAACUCUAGGAUAUAGACCAUGACUCUCCUCUCUUCCCUCCAGGAUGGAACUGGGACCUAUGUAGCCAUAUUAUUGCUCUAGAGUAAGCUCUAGACCUAUUCUUCCAUCUUCUCUAGUGAUACCUAUUAAGGAUGUGCUCUGGAAAGGACCCAGCUAUGAUUCAUAAAGAACUAAGUUCUGGAUGAAUUAAGAACUACUACUUGUUUUUCCUAGAUAAUUUUCUAAAAAUCUUAUUCUUCCUUUAGAAUGCUAACCUUAUUUUUACAUGCAGUUUCUAGCUCCUGCAACUCGCCUGGGGUCCAGGAAAAUAAAGUCUGAAGGAGGACAGAGGAGUUUUAGAAAGAGUCCUUGGCUCAUAGUGGGGAAGCUAGGAUGGGAAAGGGACCGCCGGGACAACCAUGAUGUAGUUGGACCUGUACCUGGGUUGAGGGGACACGAACACUUAGCUACCUCAGCAGGAAUUUCUUCCAGAUCCCCUUUAAAGCUGAGGUCUUUAGGGUAAUGGGUCUAGAAUAAAAAGGACAAAUAUGACAUAGCCUUGACUCCCCCAGUGAGGAGACCCCAAUUCAGCAAUAAGUCCCACCUCUCUCCCCUAGGUCAGGCCAAGGAGGGUGGGGGCCUCGUCCGUUCCAGACCUCAUUUACUCCCAGAACUUCGAACUGAAUAGAACUUGCUUUACUUUACAGUUUAUAACCUCAGCUGUGUUUUAGGUACCCAAAAAGGGCCUGACUGGAUUUUUCUGAAAAACGUGGAGAGCUAGAGGCAGGCUUGGAAAAAGAUCAGGAAACCGCUAGUGAACCAGGAGGUAGACUGAGUAGCCUCAGACUCGGGCAGGGUAGACUGUGGAGGCCCUAAAGGGAGGGGCUACAGUUCCGGAGGCAGGUCACUUUUCCUCGGGCUCUUUCUACUUCUAGCUCGUUGCAAAAGAGGUUGAUACUUCCCUCAGCCACA
Molecule: messenger RNA, 2469 nt
Organism: Pteronotus mesoamericanus
Lineage: Eukaryota; Metazoa; Chordata; Mammalia; Chiroptera; Mormoopidae
Gene: FGF11
Product: fibroblast growth factor 11
Exons: 5
Coding region: 91-768 (225 amino acids)
Biological process (GO): regulation of voltage-gated sodium channel activity
Cellular component (GO): cytoplasm; nucleus
Molecular function (GO): growth factor activity; sodium channel regulator activity
Source: RefSeq, a predicted model, not a curated record